CUGUCCGUCCGUAUGAACACAUAGAUCUCAGAGACUAGAAGAAGUUAUUUAAAAUACUUUUGUUUAAGUGUUCAAUAUACCUAAAAUAGAUUUCGUAGCAAGUAAUUCGACCUCUGUUGGCAUUUGAUUUAGUUUGUAUGGUAAUCUAUUCAUCCAGAUUAUGUUUGCGGAUUUAUAAUUUAAUUGAUUCCUAAGAAAAAUGGCAACAACAGCAACAAAUUCAAUGAUAAGACUUUCUAAACCUCCAGUUAUCUCUGAUGACUUUCUUCUUUGCGCUCAGUCGCUUUUCAGUUGUGAGACGAUUCGGAAUACAAAAUUGAAAUGAAUAUUUCAGCGUAUACGUGUAUAUUGACAGUUUUAUUAAUAACAUCACAAGUGAAUUGUUCGUGUCAAUUGGAUGAUCAAUGCAGCACCUAUUGCUAUCAGGUUGUGAAGCCGCUUCUACAAUACGUCAACACGGUGACAACAAUGACAGAAGAAAAUAACGAGUUGCAGCUUACGGAUAAGAUGCAGGCAGAAUUGAUCCUAUCGAAGGACAAGCAAUCGAAAUCGUGUGAGAUACAAUCCGAGUCAAAGUUAAGCGAGUCAUUCGAAAACCAUAAUCGAAAUCAACAAAAACUUUUUCAUCAAAUAACUAACCUAACAUCAGAAAUCAAAUCGAAAGAUGAAGAAAUUAAGGAAUUGCAAUCACAAAUUGCAAAGACUAAAGCAUUUCAGAAUGAGAUCACUGCUUAUAAACAGACAUCCAGUUGUUUUGGCAAAUUGACGGAGCUUCAUACGAUCCGAAAUCCCAUAACAAUGACAGUUUCAUGUGAAUCGAGCUUGCCUGAAGCUGGAACUGGAUGGACUGUUAUACAGCGACGUAAGGAUGGUAGUGUGGAUUUUAAUAAAACCUGGUCAGAGUACAAAGAAGGUUUUGGAGAUCUGCGUGGAGAAUUCUUUAUUGGACUCGAGAAGCUUCAUUUGCUAACACAAUCCCAGCCCCAUGAAUUAUAUAUAUCCCUUGGCGACUUUUCUAAUGAAACACGAUAUGCCAGAUACAACAACUUUGUUAUUGGUAGCGAGACAGAGGACUAUAGAAUAAAAGAUCUUGGAACAUAUUCAGGCGAUGCUGGCGACUCAUUAGCGGAUCACAAAUAUAGAUUUUCAACACCCGAUAAAGAUUUUACCUAUGAUAAGUGUCCAUCCUAUUUCAGUUCAGGCUGGUGGUUUUCCAAUAUUGGUUGCUAUUCUUGCAAUCUUAAUGGAAAAUAUAUACAAGAAGACAUUGGAGAGGAAACUGAUGGAAUUGAAUGGAGAGAAUGGAAAAGAAUCGACCUUUGAAAUUUACACAAAUGAUGAUAAGGCCAAAAUCAUGUUUAUUCUGAAAAUAUUACACUAAGCUCCGAAUAGUUUAAAUUCCUAGACCUGCAUUCUAUUAUUAUUUUCUUUCAGUAUUGCCUUAAUUUAACAAUACAUAUCUUUGAUCCUCGCAUCUUAACGUUUGAUUGAAGUGUAUUGCAGAAUCAUUGAACA
Molecule: messenger RNA, 1515 nt
Organism: Drosophila sulfurigaster albostrigata
Lineage: Eukaryota; Metazoa; Arthropoda; Insecta; Diptera; Drosophilidae
Product: ficolin-1-A-like
Exons: 3
Coding region: 322-1323 (333 amino acids)
Source: RefSeq, a predicted model, not a curated record